This is a messenger RNA of Alternaria arborescens, 1893 nucleotides long. RefSeq lists its product as hypothetical. Gene Ontology annotation, biological process: positive regulation of transcription by RNA polymerase II. The record is from RefSeq and is a predicted model, not a curated record. Lineage: Eukaryota; Fungi; Ascomycota; Dothideomycetes; Pleosporales; Pleosporaceae. Gene Ontology annotation, molecular function: zinc ion binding; transcription cis-regulatory region binding; DNA-binding transcription factor activity, RNA polymerase II-specific. Bases 1 to 1893 code for a protein of 630 amino acids. Gene Ontology annotation, cellular component: nucleus. The transcript is spliced from 2 exons.
AUGUGGGGUCUCCACAUAGUGUAUCUUCCGACAGUGGCAGCUCGAUGCAUCAACUGCAAAGCAAAAAGACGCAAAUGCGACGAAGCAAAACCCGCCUGCGGCCGCUGCAGCAGCAGGAGCGAAAAAUGUGAAUGGGCCUCUCGCCUCACCUUCCGGGCUGAAAACGCUCUAGGCGUCGAACCAUCAUCGCUGCAUCGACCGCCGGGACGACCACCCGCGCGUUUUAGGAUCAAAGACGUAACCGCAGAGGUUAUACGCGACUACCAGCACUAUGACCCAGGAGACGACCUCGAUGUGUCGGAUCAGUCUGAUGGUCAGCAAGCAACUGCUCCCAACGACGUGUCGCCGUCUACGGUGCACGACCAGGGUACACCGUAUCAGGAACAUUUCAACUGGCAGCACAAUCCGACUUUCCCGGCUGCAGAGCCUAAUCUUACUAGUCUCCGGUCUACUGAUUAUGUUCCUUUGCCCACUCCAGGAGAUCUCGAGUCCAUCUGGCACAGUCCUGUCGCCACUACGUAUCUAGACGAUAGCGUAUUCCUGCCAGGCUCAGCAUAUCUCGAUGCGCAUUCUACUUUUCGAAGCCACCUUAUUCAAGAAGUAAGAUCCAAUGUGCCGACUCGACAAGCCACGCCUGAUCCCACACGCAUCGAGCACGUAUGGGGAGUGGAUGCGGACUACAACCCAGACACCGAGAGCCACAUCACAGAGAUCGCCACUACUCGCAUCAAUGCAGUGGAAGAAGAACAAACUCCCGCGAACCCCUCAUCAGCCCCCCAGUUAUCUCCAGAAGAAGAAUUCGCACUUUGGAAAAAUUGGUUCGAUGAAGUCGCACCUUGGAUCGAUAAAUUCGAUCCUGAACGCCAUUUCAGACAUACACUUCCCGUUAUAGCGCGGUCUCACGACCACUUGCGAUACUCCAUACUUGCGCUAUCAGCACGACAGAUGGAGCGGAAGAACAAUAGUAAACACACGGAGAGGAGUUUAUCUCUGUACCAAACAGCCAUCCAACUCGUGUUGCCACAGCUACACACGCGCAGCACGCCUGUAAUAGCAUCAUGUGUUGUGCUCUGUGUACUGGAGAUGCUGAGCUCGUCGGCAAAAGCCUGGCACCAACAUCUCGAUGGGUGUGCACAUCUGUUGGAAGCUGUGGGCAUCAAUGGCUUCUCAGGCGGUGUCAAUCAAGCGCUCUUUUGGUGCUUCGCAAGGAUGGAUGUUUGUGGUGGGCUUAUCGCAUCUUCCAAAACGCUUAUACCGGUGGAGCACUGGGCUGACGGUAUGGAUCUUGAUGGUGAUGUGGAGCGCUUCCGAGCGGACGGCGGAUACAAUGUCCACGCGUGCGAAGCGGUGUAUCUUGUUGCGCAGAUACUCGAUUUACUGUCUUUCCAUUCAAAUCUAGCUGGGAGGGUUGGCGCCACACCGCCCACAUGCGCAGACGCCGAUGAAGCAUACACAGCGCGAUGGACUCGACUCUGGUCUCACGUCUCUGCAUGGUACGCCGCCCGCCCCGCCGAAAUGCUGCCCAUAUCUUGCUUCUCGACCUCCCCAUCUUCUUUUCCGAAGAUCCUGUAUAGCAACCCGGCCGCCAUGUCGGGUAACCAACUCCAUCAUACGGCGUGUAUCUUGCUGCUCCGACACAAGCCUUCAGGCGUUACCGUCACACCCAAGCCCAACUCCAUCUUCUGGCACGCGCGCCAAAUCUGCGGGAUAUCGAUUAGCAACGAUGAUCAUGCUGCGUGGACGAAUGCGAUACAGCCGUUGUGGAUUGCGGGCCAGUGGAUGAGUCAUGAGAGUGAGCAGAAGGCGAUUUUGCAGCUGCUGGAGAAGAUUGAGAAGCAAUCAGGGUGGAGUACGAAGUGGAGGGCUGAGGAUCUGAAGGAGUUUUGGGGAUGA